Candida albicans SC5314 is the source of this 1482-nucleotide messenger RNA. RefSeq names its product Fgr51p (gene FGR51). The record is from RefSeq and is a predicted model, not a curated record. Gene Ontology annotation, molecular function: protein binding. The transcript has a single exon. Bases 1 to 1482 code for a protein of 493 amino acids. Lineage: Eukaryota; Fungi; Ascomycota; Pichiomycetes; Serinales; Debaryomycetaceae.
AUGAAUAAUUACGUGAUCCCGGGUGUAAAGAAGUUAGACAUCAGUGUGUGUUUUGAUAACGAUGAAAGUCAUUUAUACAUGUUCUCUCCUGAUCUAGAGGAUUUAAGAAUUUACACUGAACGGUCAAUGCAAGUGAUUUUGCCUCCCAAUUUGAGGAAACUUGCGAUAGUGACAGAAAGCUACCCAAUAAGUUUUAUAUCUGAGGAAAUGGUUAAUUUAAAGCAUUUGCUGCUUUUAUGGCCAGGUAUGCUGUCUUUCGAACAGACAGGAAUAGAAGCUCCAAAUUUAGAAACUUUAAUUUUAGAGUCCAUCAAUGUAGCCGAUUUUACAGGUUUACAAAACUUAGAACAUUUAAAACAAUUAGAAGUUGUUCAAUCUAUUUUUCCUAUUGGUUUGUUUAAUGAAGGUUUUCCUGAAUUAGAAAUGCUUCUGUUCUCAGACUGUAUAUUUCCAGAUUUUGAAGAUUUUAACAACUCAUCAUUAAUAUUUUCAUCAAAUUUGAAGGAGUUGAGAAUUAAAAAUUCCGGUUUCAGUAGUGUCCAUUUCAGCAACUUUGUACAGCCUCCUACAUUGAAGAUUUUGGAUCUUGAUAGCUUAUCAUUUAAUUAUGAACAUUUGGGUGAGAACUUACUGUAUAUUCAUGUUCGUGCUUCAAAAGCUACAUUGAAAAGUGAUUUUAGAAUACCUCCUAUGACUGAAAAAUUCACAUUGAAUGCUUCUUAUCUAACUUUUGAGAGUAUGGACUUUAUGUAUCACUUGCCAACCAAUCUUGCAAGUUUGCACUUGUCUGCCAAACGCCUGGGAAAAUUGUACCCUAUUACUCAAAUGGUUGAAUGGCCGCUGAAGAUGAGCGAAAUUAAUUUUAAGAAUUUUAACAUUGAUUAUUUCAAAUUAAAGCAAUUGAACUUGAAUGAAUCUGGACUUAAAAAGAUUUACAUUUCUGGAGGUGAUGUCAAGAAGUUAGAUGCUGGCUUAUUUCCCGUUAGUGUGAAAGAUCUUUCUUUGACAGAAAUGGGGAUUCAGCAGUUGGCGGACUCGUUUGAAAAUUUGGAAAACUUACAGAAGUUGGAUUUAUCAGGAAAUCAAUUGAGAGACAUAGGUCCUGUUAAAUUACCAAUGGCAUCAUUGCAAUAUUUAGAUGUUAGCCAAUGUAACCUUCGUUUGAUAUCACCAUUCGUGGUUUCAAUGUUGGAAGAAAAGAAUAAGAAUGCCAAAUUAAGAGUAUACGCUAUUGAUAAUGUAAAUGUUAGUGUGAUUGAUAUCAGGAGAGUAUUGAAAGCAAUCAAAGGACUUUCAUUAGUUGUCAGCAAAUUUGAUAAAACGUUGACAGAAAUAUCCAAGCAUUCUUCUCGUUUGCAUUGUCAAUAUACUCACGUUGAUCAUCGUAUCAAGCAACCCGAAAUAGAUGAUCUUUAUAAUGGAAGUGAUUCCGGUUCAGAUGAAGAGUCUAGUGUAACUAAAAACAAACGAAGAAAGAUUUAA